AACUUAGAAGUAGCAGCAGCAGCAGCAGCAGCAGCAGCAGCAGCAGUUAGUAGCAGCAAAAGAUAAAGCCAAUCGCUAGGUGGUGGACAAGACGGACCUAGAUAUGGUGGACAAAUCAUCAUCGUCACCACCGCCGGCGGUGGCUCCUGAGGAUCGCCUGAAGGAGAAUAUUAAUCGCUGUCUAUCCAAUGCCCUGGUUAAGGGAUUUGGUGGCCUGGUUAUUGGCUCUGUGGUGACCCUGCUCUUCUUCCGGCGACGCAUUUGGCCAGUCUGGCUGGGCACCGGAUUUGGCGUUGGCAUGGCCUAUCGUGGCUGCGAAAAGGAGCUCAAUGAGAUCAAUUUCAACUCCCGGAAGUAGGGACAGACGGACAGAACUGGAACUGGAUCUGGACCUUGGCAUACUUUACUUAAAGCAUUUGCAUCAUUUAUGUUUCUUUGGAAUGUGAAACGAUUUAACAAUGUGAACAAUGAAGCAC
Messenger RNA from Drosophila serrata, 476 nucleotides. Its product is annotated as MICOS complex subunit Mic10. The record is from RefSeq and is a predicted model, not a curated record. Gene Ontology annotation, cellular component: MICOS complex; mitochondrial inner membrane; mitochondrion. Lineage: Eukaryota; Metazoa; Arthropoda; Insecta; Diptera; Drosophilidae.